Anastrepha ludens (Mexican fruit fly) is the source of this 2392-nucleotide messenger RNA. RefSeq names its product ATP-binding cassette sub-family G member 4. Lineage: Eukaryota; Metazoa; Arthropoda; Insecta; Diptera; Tephritidae. Gene Ontology annotation, molecular function: ATP hydrolysis activity; ATP binding; ABC-type transporter activity. The transcript has 11 exons. The record is from RefSeq and is a predicted model, not a curated record. The coding region runs from base 285 to 2375 and encodes 696 amino acids. Gene Ontology annotation, cellular component: plasma membrane.
UCGCCUCAUUGCCGCUUUGGUUCGACAAGAAUAGCCAAAGUGUUAACUGCGCUCGAUCGGAGUGGUUGAGUGUUUGAAUUUUUGUUCGCUUUUCGAUUUGUAAUAAGGACAACAAACAAACGCGUUCGCUUGUAUUGAGCAAAUAAAACGUAAUCGGGAAUGUAAAGUGAUAUUAGAAAAGAAAGAAAUAAGAAUUUAUUCUAUCGGCUACAUUACAAAUUUCCAAAGUUGGCGAAGAUCACUAGAAUCUAUCGGACGUAUCAAUUUAAGUGAAACGUGCAUAAAUGCUAUCGGCUCGAGAACAGUUUUUCACGUCUUCCACUAUGCCGACAUCGGCAUUGGGGCUGGGCAUUGAAGUCGUUGAUGAACAACGGACAACUCCUGUAUAUAACUCAACAACAGUGCCAAUGGCCAAUGUGAAUGGUUGGAGAAAUGGCGGAAGUGGGUUUGCUUCUACGGUUCCCACCAAUACUGCCUCACAAACGCCCGAGACCCGUAUGGAACAACACCAGAUGAAAUCGCUGCCGCCGAAAGGCAAUAACAGUAAUGGUUGUAAUGGAAUUGAGAAACACAGUGAUGAACCUUUUUCGAAUUUGCCUUCACGCCAGCCUGUCGAUAUAGAAUUUAAAGAGCUCUCACUCACCGUACAAAUGGGCUUCGGAAAAGGAGAGAAAGAGAUUUUACACAAUGUUUGUGGAAAGUUUCCCGGCAGUCAGCUAAUUGCGAUUAUGGGCCCCUCCGGUGCGGGAAAAUCAACAUUACUUGAUGCAUUAUCCGGCUUUAAAACAACAGGCGUUGAUGGUUCUAUCCUCCUUAAUGGCCGGCGUCGAGACUUGCCUUCAUUUCGCCGUAUGUCCUGUUAUAUUACACAAGAUGAUCGUCUGCAGCCGCUAUUAACAGUGAAUGAGAAUAUGCACAUAGCGGCGGAUUUGAAAUUGGGCCCAAAUGUAACCUAUGAGCAGAAGGAAGGCAGGAUCGAGGACAUUUUGCUAUUGCUCGGCUUGUAUGAACAUGACCAAACAAUGACAAUGCGACUCUCAGGUGGGCAGAAAAAGAGGCUCUCUAUUGCAAUGGAAUUGAUAAACAAUCCGACAGUGAUGUUCCUUGAUGAACCUACAACUGGUUUGGACAGCAGUUCCUGUACAAAGGUGUUGGAGUUAUGCAAGAAGUUGGCACAACAGGGAAGGACCAUCAUUUGUACAAUCCAUCAACCAACAGCCAAACUUUUCCAGAUCUUCGAUCAAGUUUACGUACUAUCGGCUGGUAAUUGCGUAUACCAGGGAGGCGCAGAGAGAUUAGUGCCAUUUCUACAAAAUGUUGACUUGCCAUGCCCUGUAUACCACAACCCCGCUGAUUACAUUAUUGAACUGGCUUGUGGCGAAUAUGGAAACGACAAAGUUGACAUUCUUAAAACAGCGGUAGAGAACGGAAGUAGCCUAGCAUGGUUUGAAGAUCCCAGCUCCAUUCUACGUGCCGAAGCGCUGAUGCGCAAAUACCCUAUUCCAAAGAAAUCGCAAAAACGUUCAUUGGAGGAUACGAGCUACAUCAAUCAAUUAUCCGUGUUGAUGCGUCGCGGAUAUAUAAAGGCGAGACGCGACACAACGUUAACACAUUUACGUAUCGCGGUUAACGUAUUUGUGGCCAUUAUUCUGGGUUCAUUAUAUACUGGUUCAGGCCGUGAGGGCUCCAGAGUCUUGGACAAUUAUAAUUUGCUGUUUGCCAUACUAAUUCAUCAUUCAAUGACAACGAUGAUGUUGACUGUAUUAACAUUCCCAAUAGAGAUGUCGAUUUUGCUGAAAGAGCACUUCAAUCGUUGGUAUUCUCUAAAGGCUUAUUAUACGUCAAUUACAUUGAUCGAUCUGCCCAUAUCUAUUAUUGGUUGUCUGCUUUUUACCAUUAUAAUAUAUUUAUGGAGUUAUCAACCAAUGGAGUGGAUGCGUUUUUGGAUGUUCUUUGCUAUGAGUUUGCUGACUGUUUUUGUUGGUCAAAGUUUUGGAUUGAUGAUUGGUGCUUGGUUUAGUGUUGUGAAUGGCACUUUCCUGGCACCUGUACUCACUAUUCCCAUGAUGAUGUUCGCCGGAUUCGGAGUUACUCUUCGUGAUUUACCCAGCUAUUUGAAAUGGGGCAGUCAUAUCUCCUAUCUGCGAUAUGGUCUGGAAGGGUUUGUUGGCGCAAUUUAUGGAGAAGGCCGCGGUGUAUUAGAUUGCAAUGAAGCUCCCUAUUGCCAUUAUAGAUAUCCAAAGAAAUUCCUUGAAGAAAUUACAAUGCGUGGUGAUCAAUUCUGGAACGAUUUUAUUGCUCUGUGUGUUAUUACUUUUGUUUUUAGAAUAGUGGCUUUUGUCGUCCUUAAAGCGAAGAUACAUUCUGUAAAAUAAGAUUGUUUUUUUCCACA